CGAAAAUCAAUUGCAGAAAAAAAAAAAAAUUAAUGGCGUUCUCUGCAAUAACAACGCACUGCCCCUCCUCUCUUCUUCUUCCGCCGGCGACGAACCCGUCGGCAUCGUCUUCAGCUCGGAAUUCAAUUUCCUUCAGAUUUUCAUCCACAAGUCUCAGCCGUGGAAGAAGACCCAUUUCAAUUCGAUCCGUUUCAACUUCGGCUGCGCCGAAAUCCGAGGGCAUUGCACCUGCGAUUUCACUUACGGAGAAUGCGUUGAAGCAUUUCAAUAAGAUGAGAGCCGAACGUAAUGAGGUUUUAUGCUUGAGAAUUGGUGUUAAACAGGGUGGAUGCUCUGGCAUGUCGUAUACGAUGGACUUCGAGAGCAAAGAAAAUGCAAGGCCAGAUGAUUCCAUCAUGGAAUAUAAUGGUUUUGAGAUAGUUUGUGAUCCAAAGAGUCUCCUCUUCUUGUAUGGCAUGCAAUUGGACUACAGUGAUGCUCUUAUUGGUGGAGGCUUUUCUUUCAAGAACCCUAAUGCCACACAAACAUGUGGUUGCGGUAAAUCUUUUGCCGCAGAGAUGUAGGAUUGUGUAUAUGGAAAACUUGAAUAGAAUAAAUAGAUGUACCAUAAAGAAACUUCAAAUGUGUGUCAAAUUUCCAUGGUAGUCCUGUAUUACAUAUAUCAGAAACCCUCUAAAAUUACUAGUAGUAAAAUUAAUUGCAUUACUGAA
Molecule: messenger RNA, 710 nt
Organism: Rosa rugosa (rugosa rose)
Lineage: Eukaryota; Viridiplantae; Streptophyta; Magnoliopsida; Rosales; Rosaceae
Product: iron-sulfur assembly protein IscA, chloroplastic
Exons: 3
Coding region: 33-563 (176 amino acids)
Biological process (GO): iron-sulfur cluster assembly
Cellular component (GO): chloroplast stroma
Molecular function (GO): iron-sulfur cluster binding; protein-macromolecule adaptor activity
Source: RefSeq, a predicted model, not a curated record